Molecule: messenger RNA, 3409 nt
Organism: Acanthaster planci (crown-of-thorns starfish)
Lineage: Eukaryota; Metazoa; Echinodermata; Asteroidea; Valvatida; Acanthasteridae
Biological process (GO): G protein-coupled receptor signaling pathway
Cellular component (GO): plasma membrane
Molecular function (GO): G protein-coupled receptor activity
Source: RefSeq, a predicted model, not a curated record
UCGUUGGUCACGCCAGAAUCGAAAGCGCAUCCGCACAUCGAAAACGAUCGCAGUCGCGUCGGUCUGCUUAUCAGCGAAUACCGCCAACAGAGGAGAAGCUAUAGGUUAGGAAAAAGUCUCCAAUGACGGCUUUAGGACAGUAGACGUUUCAGAAGAUGUGACUGUAUUCCAUGACGAUGGUGGAGCAAAGCGAGUAGCAAAAGAACGAGUUUUUUUUUUACUGUGCGAGGUUGUGAUCUGUGGCCGCCAACAGAGGUCGUCGAGUUACGUUCAGGCUUAAGUCAAGAUCGUGAACCGCGGAAUCUGCAGAUAAAGCUGACACCUAGAGGAAUUCUUGGUAUCCAACCUUGCUUGAAAAUGGGAAGCAUUCCUCGUCAGGGUUUUGCUUAGUGCCAGCGGAACAAGUUGCAGCACUUUUCAACAGCACAUCAUCAAUAAAAAUGGAGGAGUUUGCCAAUGAUACCAAUGGCACAGUAUGGAAGGACCCGUACAUUGAAUCACCUUUGAAGGAGAUUCUGAUCAUAAGCUUCACAGUGACGUCUAUUCUAGGCCUCUGUGGCAACCUCCUCGUCAUCUUCGUCAUUGCUUAUAACCGCUCAAUGCGCACGGUCACAAACUUCUUCUUGGCCAAUCUGGCUGUGGCGGAUCUUCUCGUCUCGAUCUUCUGCAUCGUCCCCAAGCUCCUUAUGUUCGUCAGCGUUGGCUGGUUCUUGGGCGACUUCAUGUGUAAGGUCCAUCAUUACAUCAUGGCUGCCACCACUACCUCUUCAAUCUUUAUCCUGACCGUCAUCUCCAUGGAGCGAUUCAUAGCCAUCUUGCGCCCACUAGAGACCAGGCGCUUGCUGACUGCCGGCCGGCUGAUGGUGGCCAUGGCUGUGGUAUGGAUAGCCAGCGCCUUGCUGAACAUCCACUACGCUUUGUAUCACGUGAUAACUGUCCACGAUAAUGUAACUUACUGCUCCAUAGAUCCUGAUCUAACCGACAACGAAAGCCAGGGCCAGCAACUCACCCUGGUGUUUUUCUUUAUCUACUACAUCAUUCCGCUCUUGAUAAUGGUGGUGCUAUACGGGUUCAUAUGUCAGAAGCUAUGGAUGAGUAGUAAAUUGAGACUUGUCGCGUCUGAUUCUGAGAAAAGCCCCGGACGCUCCAAUCGGAGCCUCAUUAAGCAGUUCGGCAGAGUGCGGUACCUGAUCCGCCCGCGGCAGGGAGCAGCGCCCCCUGCCGACCAGAAAAAGAAGGGUGAGCAGGCAGCUUUGAGUAACCCGGAAGAAGCCCAAGUCCUGAUGGAGGCUCAAGUGUCCAACAAACUUGCGGGGAGCGGAAACCAGAGGAUCGGACCGUUCUUCCUGGACGAGCCAGACGAAGACAGCUGCCCCUCCGGUCCCGUGGACCCACGUGACAUUUACAAACCCGCGGCCCACGAGAAGCCGAUUCGUAUUCAGGUCGACUUCGAGGACAGUAGGGACUCCUCGACGGCAAAAGACACACAGGAGAUACAGGAAACCAGACUUGGUGUCACGGGCAAUAUUCCUCCGGGGGAAAACGGCCAGAAUUUGCCCAACAACAACAUGCCUCACCCCGUCAAAACCUUGCAGCCCGGACGGGCUCACAACCACCUGUCUCGGUCUCGUCCCUUGACCAUAUCCAAACCGGAGAGGAAAAGCAAGAAGAAUAAAAAGAAGGAAACAAUCGCAGCGCGCAAGAAAGUCAUUAAGCUGUUGGUUGUGGUCGUGUUGUCCUUCGCAUUAUGUAUGUUACCAUAUCAGGUUCUUUCGUUUUAUUCGAAUUUCGGCGGCGACGGCUUUGCGGAGCCUUUCCAAAUUUUCAUUCCAUUUGCCUAUUUGUGCUAUUUCUUCAAUAGCGCCCUCAACCCUAUACUUUACGCACUGCUCUCGGACAAUUUUCGCAAGCGGAUGAAGGAGACGCUGACCCUUAGGUCGACCCGUCGGCAGAGCUGGAUGCGCACGCAGGCACGCCUGCGUAGUAUGACGGAUGGUAACACAGAGACAGAGACAGUGUACACAUGUACAUAGGAAAUUAAUCUUGAAUUGAAGCUCAAUAGAUCGUCACGUUGAACAUUAAUGCUGCAAAUAACCGGAUGACGGCAAGCCGGUUAGAGCUAAAAAAAAACAAACUCUGGUUCGCUACUCCUUCGUUUGAAAUUGCAACCAAUUUAUCACAACAAUAUCUAUAACCGGUAAUCCAACCUUACAAACAACCUCCCUAUAUUUAGUAGAACGUCAUACUCUCGAACACAGUAAAAAGGCUCCCUGGGGCCUUGGCGCACGUAAUAUAGCAAUUUCCAUACAAUUUCAACUGUAGAAAUUUCAAUACUUUUUUUUUAAUCUGUAAAUACAAACGCCUUGUGUGCUUGAUGUUUGAACGAGAGAGGGCGCUUUGUUACGCAGCAAUGACGCCCGUUAGGGUCGACACCCGCGGGCAGGCGCAUCAUGUAUAGACACAAGGUGGAAAUGGCGUUCAGGUGUCGGCCCGAGCUCUUUCAUUACCGCCGUUGAGGGGGUACUGUACUUCUGUACAGUGCCAAUACGAUGUAAAUGUAUAGAGGCUCAUAUGCAGUCAAUAACCGUUUUUAAUAGAUUUAAUAGCACAGUGGUAAUUUUGGUUCAUGCGUGUAUCGCUUUUGAGAAGUUUUGUUUUUCUUCAGUGGAGUGCCAAUUGUUAAGCAGAUAAAGGCUCGAGGUUUCAUUAAUUAGAGUAUCUGUUAUAACGCAGAAGUCGAAGUAGUGUAACUAUGAGUUACAUUAGGUAAUCUAGAAAAUUAACGGCAUCACAUACACAUUUUAACGAAAAUGAUUCAAAUAUUAAACUUACUAAAAUUUAAGUAAUUCAAGCUAUAAGCUUACACUCAUACGUCGGUGUCGGAUAAUACAAUGAUCAUAAAUUGAGCUCUUGGCAAUAUUUCCAAAUCAAAAGGAGGUUAAACAAGAAGUGAAAACAAACUGCCGAAUCUACGUACCUGUUUGGAGCUUAAAUGUUAUGGGCACCCGCUAUUUAUAAAAUUUGAGCAUUUAAUUGUCCAGUUGGAAAAGAAUAAGAAUCUUACUUUUUUAUCCCUGUACCGGAUGGAUUAAAUGAGGCAAACGAACGGUACACGGAGAUUCAGGUUUAAUAUUUAAUUGAAGAGAAAAAUACUUGUUACUGUAUUUAUACCAAAAGUGAUACUUCAGCUGCAGAUAUUAUUUAGUGUAGUUUUAAUGCCUUGUCUAAUACGCUUCGUAAAUGAAAAACUUUGAAAAUAAGUAUUACUAAAAGUAUUUGUAAAAUACACAGCACACAGUAUCGUGUGGUCAGACAAUUCAUAACAUGUAUUGCCAUGUUUAACUUUGGAUUUCGUCUUGUAAGAUAACAUAAAAAAGAAAAAUGUCCGAUUCAGUACUAAGAGAUCGCA